Molecule: messenger RNA, 1362 nt
Organism: Henningerozyma blattae CBS 6284
Lineage: Eukaryota; Fungi; Ascomycota; Saccharomycetes; Saccharomycetales; Saccharomycetaceae
Gene: SLY41
Product: Sly41p
Exons: 1
Coding region: 1-1362 (453 amino acids)
Biological process (GO): phosphoenolpyruvate transmembrane import into Golgi lumen
Cellular component (GO): endoplasmic reticulum; Golgi apparatus
Molecular function (GO): antiporter activity; phosphoenolpyruvate transmembrane transporter activity
Source: RefSeq, a predicted model, not a curated record
AUGAUUUCUACAACGACUCAAGCAAGUCAGCGUCAUACGCUCCACACAAAUUUAUUUGAUUCAUCAUUAUAUCAAGUUAGUGAGCCUCCAAAGGGUGUUUUCAAGCCAAGUAGGUUACAAUACAAUAGCAAACCUAGGCCAAACAUUAAAUCUAAUAGAGAAUUAUUAAAUGAUUAUAUUAUAAAACUAAAAUCAAAAAUCAGUAGUCUACUAUCAGAUGAUAUGAAGAAGUAUAUGCCGGAUCUAGAUUUAGAUGUUACAGUAUUAUGUUUAUUCUGGUAUGUAUUAUCAUCUAUUUCCAGUAAUUUAACUAAGGCUGUCCUUCGAAGAUUUCCUCAUCCUGUCGCAUUAACUGAAUUACAAUUCCUUCUCAGUGCAUCAUUAUGUGUCUCCUUUGUUACUCUUAUAAAUUAUAUCCAGAAACCACAAAUUAGAACCACGAAAAUUGCUAAAGCUUUAAUGAAUUUUCCAGAUGGUAUAUUACCAACUUAUUUGAAUGGUGAUUUUAAGGCACAAGUUAUUGGUAAGUUUUUAUCCCCCUACAAAUUAAUUAUUUUAACUACUUUUCCAAUGGGUAUCUUCCAAUUUGUAGGCCAUAUUGCUUCUCAUAACGCUACAGCUGUCAUUCCAGUUUCUUUAGUUCAAUCUGUUAAAGCUCUCUCUCCAUUGAUGACAGUAUUAUAUUAUAAAGUAUUGGAGAAUAAAGUUUACAAUCCAAUGACUUAUUAUACACUUCUUCUACUAGUGUUAGGUGUUAUAGUCACUUGCUUUUCAACUUCAAGUAAGAAAGCUUCUAAAAUUUCUGUAUCAUCAAGCUCAAAGUUUAGUGGCUUAGUUUAUGCCUUUGUUGCAAUGAUAAUAUUUGUUUCACAAAAUAUUUUUGCUAAGAACAUAUUAUCUGUUAAACAAAGUAAAAGUAUACUACCAUCGGGGAAAAAAAACGAAACUCAUUCAGAUGAUAAAUCUAUCUCACCAACCCAUUUAGAUAAGAUAACUAUCUUGUUUUAUUGUUCAUGUAUGGGUUUCUUAAUGACUCUUCCAUUAUUUUUAACAAGCGAGUUAACUUGUGAAAGAAGUAUUUUCCAUGAUUUAACAGGAAGGGUUUUUAUCCUAAUUGUAUCACAUGCAUUAUCUCAUUUUAUUCAAGCAUUAUUAGCCUUUCAAUUAAUUGGCAUGCUGUCCUCUGUUAACUAUUCUGUCGCCAAUAUUAUGAAGCGGAUUGUUAUUAUCUCUGUUUCACUAGUUUGGGAGUCAAAACUGAAUGUUAUGCAAAUUAUUGGUUUAUCAUUAACCAUGUGUGGUUUAUAUGGCUAUGAUAGAUGGGGCGUUCAAAGAAAAAAUUCGCAUACACAUGAUAUUUAA